GAAGAUAUAGUAAGUAUUUAAAAUGUUAAAAUACUUGUAAAAUUGGAAGAAUGAGUAUUUAUAUCAGGACACAGUAGAAUUGUGUUCUAGCCAGCUCCGUAUUUGGAGCUAUUUAGUGCCCACUACUGCAGUUCUGCAGCCGAGGCGCGGGGUGCCGCUGUUGGCUAGUGCUAGCCAAGCAUCAGCUCCUCCCGACGCAAAGGACUCCCCAGCAGACCGCGGAAUUCGGAGAACUGUGCACUCUCUCUCCGGCUUUCUGCUGCGGAGAAAUCUGUCAGAGAAUCUGCCCUGCAAGACAAAUCAAGGAGUCGCUCCUGCUCAGAGAAUUCUUGGGAUCAUUUAGCGAUCGUAGCUCUUUGGAAUCAGAAAGGCAAAGGCGCAGAGAGCGGGAUGGGAAACCGCUUGGGAGUGAGGGGCCCAGCUAGGCGGAAGCGAAUGUCAUUUCUCUUCCUGCUGUCUUUGUUCUGCCGGGCGCUCUCGGAGCAAAUCCGCUACACUAUUCCGGAGGAGCUGGCCAGGGGCUCGGUGGUGGGGAACCUCGCCAAUGAUCUGGGGCUUGGCGUACGAGAUUUGCCUACUGGGAACCUGCGGGUUAGUGCAGAGAAGAAAUUCUUUACAGUGAGCACCGAGAAUGGGGACUGACUUGUGAGCGAUCGUAUAGACCGAGAGCAGAUUUGUGGCAAGAAGUCGACAUGUGUUCUGGAAUUCGAAAUGGUCUCUGAAAAGCCUUUGAACUUUUUUCAUAUAACUGUGGAGAUUCAGGAUGUAAACGACAACCCACCGACCUUUAGCAGAAAUAUGACUGAGCUGGAAAUCAGUGAACUAGCCAUAACUGGAGCCACGUUUGCCCUGGAAUCCGCACAAGAUUCAGAUGUAGGUGUCAAUUCCCUGCAGCAGUACUACCUCAGCCCCGACCCGCACUUCUCUUUGAUCCAGAAGGAGAACCCAGACGGCAGUAGGUACCCAGAACUGGUAGUGAAGGCUCCCCUGGACAGGGAAGAGCAGUCCUGCCACCACCUGGUCCUCACGGCUGUGGAUGGGGGCAAGCCAGCCAGAAGCUGUACUACCCAGAUCAGGGUAAUUGUGGCAGAUGCAAAUGAUAACCCCCCCGUGUUCACCCAGGACAUGUACAGGGUCAGUGUUCCAGAGAACUUGCCAGUGGGCUCCUCUGUGCUAAGAGUGAUGGCCACUGACUCUGAUGAGGGCGUCAAUGCAGAGAUCACUUACACUUUCAUCAACAUUGGUAAGACAGUGAGACAACUGUUCAAGCUGGGCAAUAAAACAGGGGAACUCACCACUAACAGAGAACUGGACUUUGAAGAGAGAGAGAGCUACACAAUUGGCGUGGAGGCAAAGGAUGGUGGCCGUCACACUGCACAUUGUAAAAUACAAAUAUAUAUUUUGGAUGAAAACGACAAUGCUCCUGAGAUAACCCUGGAUUCUGAAUCUAAACAUAUACAAGAAGAUGCUGAGCCGGGGACUGUUGUUGCCCUGAUCAAAACACAUGAUUUAGAUUCUGGAUUUAAUGGGGAAAUCCUAUGCCAACUAAACGGAAAGUUCCCAUUUAAAAUAGUUCAAGACAAAAAAAAUACAUACAAGUUGGUGACAGAUGGAGGCCUAGAUCGAGAGAAGAUUCCAGAGUAUAAUGUCACCAUCACAGCCACGGACUGGGGCAAGCCUCCCCUCUCCUCCAACAGAAGUGUCACCUUGAACAUCGCUGAUGUCAACGACAACGUGCCAGUUUUCCACCAGGCCCCUUAUGUGGUCCACGUGGCAGAAAAUAACCCGGCCGGAGCUUCUAUCGUCCAAGUCAGCGCCUCAGAUCCUGACUUGGGACCCAACGGCCGCGUCUCCUACUCCAUCGUGGCCAGCGACCUGGAGCCGAGGGCGCUGUCGUCCUACGUGUCGGCGACCGCGCAGAGCGGAGUGGUGUUCGCGCAGCGCGCCUUCGACCACGAGCAGCUGCCCGCCUUCGAGCUGACUCUGCAGGCCCGCGACCAGGGCUCGCCUGCGCUCAGCGCCAACGUGAGCCUGCGCGUGUUGGUGGGCGACCGCAACGACAACGCGCCCAGGGUGCUGUACCCGGCGCUGGGGCCCGACGGCUCGGCGCUCUUCGACACGGUGCCGCGCGCCGCGCAGCCUGGCUACCUGGUCACCAAGGUGGUGGCGGUGGACGCCGACUCGGGACACAACGCCUGGCUGUCGUAUCACGUGCUGCAGGCCAGCGAGCCGGUCUUCAGCCUGGGGCUGCGCACGGGCGAGGUGCGCACGGCGCGUGCAUUGGGCGACCGGGACUCGGCGAGACAGCGCCUGCUGGUCGCUGUGCGUGACGGGGGACAGCCGCCUCUUUCCGCCACCGCCACGCUGCACCUGGUUUUCGCUGAUAGUCUACAAGAGGUCCUGCCAGAUCUCAGCGACCAACCCGUGCCCUCUGACCCCCAGGCUGAGCUGCAGUUUUAUCUGGUGGUGGCCUUGGCCUUGAUCUCCAUGCUCUUCCUCCUGGCAGUGGUUCUGGCAGUCGCCCUGAGCCUGCGACGCUCCUUUAGCCCCAACUCCUGGAGUUGCUUUCAGACUGUUGUCUGCUCCAAGACUAAACCCGGGAUUCUCCCCAACUUUAGCCAAGGGACUUUGCCCUAUUGCUACAAUCUAUGUGCUGCCUCACACUCCUCUAAGACUGAGAUUAAAUUUCUCAAUAUAAAGCCUGAAAAUGCUCCAACACAAGAUCUUCUAUGUAAUGAAACCUCCUGGUUUGAAAGUACCAUUAACGACAAUCCCCAAAUGACUUCUAAUUCAGUUAAUUUGCAACAGGUGAGUUACUUCAAAACCCUUUCCUCCCAUAAGUAUAAGUAGGUUUCAAUUCAUUAUUUUAGAGGUAAAAAGGAUACAGGCUAAAUAUGCCCUG
Ceratotherium simum simum (southern white rhinoceros) is the source of this 2902-nucleotide messenger RNA. Its product is annotated as protocadherin gamma-B3-like. Gene Ontology annotation, cellular component: plasma membrane. Gene Ontology annotation, molecular function: calcium ion binding. Gene Ontology annotation, biological process: homophilic cell-cell adhesion. NCBI's taxonomy places the organism in Eukaryota, Metazoa, Chordata, Mammalia, Perissodactyla, Rhinocerotidae. The record is from RefSeq and is a predicted model, not a curated record.